This is a messenger RNA of Orbicella faveolata, 8035 nucleotides long. RefSeq lists its product as uncharacterized. Gene Ontology annotation, biological process: intracellular iron ion homeostasis; iron ion transport. Gene Ontology annotation, cellular component: cytoplasm. Gene Ontology annotation, molecular function: ferric iron binding; ferrous iron binding; protein binding. NCBI's taxonomy places the organism in Eukaryota, Metazoa, Cnidaria, Anthozoa, Scleractinia, Merulinidae. The record is from RefSeq and is a predicted model, not a curated record.
UUGGAGCAAUCAACAGAAGGAUAGCUCAGUGGUUCCAUCUCCUGCAGUUUGUCUUUCAAGGAUAGUUUUCAAAGGCGAAAUAAACUGAAUCGACUCAUUCCCGUUCAGUUCAUAGUUCUUGGCACGAACAAACCUUUGAUAAAUUACACUCCUGCAGGCAAAACUGCCCAAAACAGCUCUUUCAGCCGAAAAAAAAAAACUGUCACGACCGACUCUUGCUCGGGUUUUAACGUACAUUUGCUCACGCUAACGAGAUUUUAAAUCUCGUUAAAUUACAUCCCUUGCUAAAAUACAUCUUCGCCCACGACUAUUGUCGUUAUUUCUGACGAGAUUGUACAACUAGUAAUCAAGCAUUAGUCAAUUGAGCAUUAGCCAAUGGAAAUUUUGCGUUCGCAGAAAUGAACAAAAGAGGGUUCCUAUAGCAGACGUUUUUCCUUUCUCCCAGUCCUCUUCCAUCCAUUCAUCGGCCCUUUGCCAGCCAGGCUCUUUAAGAGCGUAGCGUUGCGUGACCAAGGAGGACCAGAACUGGACUGAGAACAUACAGCAAGCACUUCUGAAAGCGUGACAAAAUAGCUUUACUGUCACAGCUUGGGUUCGAUUGUAAAACUGAUCGAAACUGAGGAGUAAGGUAAGUGAUGAGUAGAUACAGAUUUGUGGUCGAACAGAAAUUUGGAGACUUCAGUCAUUAGAUUUGUCGUUUGAAAAACUGGAAUGAACCGUCAAGGGGGGGGGGGGGGAGCAGAUCCUUUUAUUGAGAUGAGUUGCACGGCCCAUGUAAAGAAUUAAAUGGAAUAGUAAUGAGGCUAAGCAAACGGAAAACGGCAAAAAUUACCUCUAUUUUUGUGUUCUGUUCUUCUAAUGAAUUCUUACAUGCAUCUCACAAAAAUUGAAAAAACGUCUGCUAUUCACCGCAGAAUACUAAUAUUUUCACUCUGCUGUACAAACAGCUGAAGAUGGACGGCAAAAGCGUCAUUUUUGCCAUUUGCAAGAUUAGAGAAGACGUUUCAAAAUACGUUCAAAGCUCAAGAAUAUUGUCAUUACGUAUUUAUGUCGAGAAAGGAUGGUUUCCCUUUGGCUAUCAGUUCCAGGAAAAAGUGAAGAGAAAUCUGAGAAAUCUUUAGAUUACUGAUGCGUUCGAAAGUGAUCGUGACGUUAUUAUUUAUUUCGCAAUCUUAAUUUUAGAUAGAAUAAACAUCAAACGAAAAAGACUAGGAGAUGACACAGGUAUCAUAAAUUAAGCGCAUGAGGCUCUGGCGACGUCUGAAAAACUGCAGUCACUGAAGCACUGGCGUGUACUUCAUUGGAAACGAAACCGGAAGAGGUUAUGACGAACUACACAGUUUGUGGUCGCCUUGUCAUUGCUAUUUAUUAAGUUUACUCAAAGUAAUGUCCAUAAAUGUCAUUGUUUAAAGGAAGCCAGACUGCCAUUCUGUAUUGACGUAUGCGGAAUUAAAUCCUCUUUGUUCAAAGAAGCAGGAAAAAAAAAUCAUGUUUCUUUGAAAACCGGAUGAACAAGAUGUGCUUAGCGCUCAAAAAUAUUCGAAGCUGAUAUCUCACGCGAUCGUGACAAGGUCACGCGAUCAUUAAUAUUAUUCGUAAGGUAAAAUAGAUCAAAUAUGCUACCUUGGAGAUAAUUUUAACUCACUCAGUGAUCGAAUAGAGCGUUACUUUAGAGAAAGAAAACUUUUAUUGUAUGUCGUUCAGUCACGGGCAUCUACUCGUCGCGUGUUUAACAAAAGGUUGAUGCAGCGAAAUUUCUAAAUUUAUACACACAAAAUGUUUGUGAGUAAUUUCUUAGAAAUGGAUUUUGUGAUAAAGGCUGGCGAGGUCAUUUUCAAGUGCGGGCAAAAAAUAUAAAAUUAGCAUAAAUAUGUUUCUACAUGAGAUUAUGGUUUCUAACAGUAAAAGGUGGUUAAAAAUGUCACGAACGAUAAAAUGCAAUAAAAUAUGUAAGAUAAGUGGUAAAAAUAUUUAUGAAGUUAAAAAGGGACAUAAAACAAUGAACAUGAUAAGGAGCCGAAACAUAUUGUGCAAAGCUUUAAAAUUUUAAGGAAGUGUCAGAAAAAAAGUUUUAUUGUUCUAUUUUCGAAUUUUUUUUUCAAAGAACUGAAACCAACGCUAAACAAACAGUGUGACCCCGUGCGCGCUGAAUUACCUGUUUAGAUCAGUUCUUUAUAAGCUUAUUAUCAUUAUUGAUUAUUGCUUAAUUGUCUCAUUGUUGCUGCACGCAGGCUAUCAUUGCUCUGAUAUUUGAAACUUCGUUUCUAUUCAAACACAUGUAGCAAUGACCCCUGAAUAAGAUUUGAAGAUGAGCGAAGUGAAGGCGUAUUUGCAUGUCGUGUAUGCUGGUUUUGGUGAUGCCUCCGUUUUGGAGUUUCAGUCAGCUGGCAAGCGCCGAUUCUAUUUGGUGGAUGGUGGUCCAAUCUGGCAUGUCGGGGCGGGUGGAACGCUAAAGAAACGAAUCAAGAAACUAACAAAGCUACAGCUCAGUCGGCCAUACUACCAAUACCUCCUCAAAACACUCACUGAUCUGGCUAGGAUUCCAAACAGCACUGGAAUUAAACUCGACGGAGCUGUAGUCACACAUCCCCAUGCAGACCACUUGGAUGGUGUGGAAAGACUAUUCAGAGAGCUACUCCCUGUCCAGUACCAAGAGAGCGUGAUGCCGGAAAGACCCGAAAAACGACUAAUGUCCAAUGGUCCCGUUUUGCUAACGAGGAAAUUUGCACAGGAAGACAAAGCAUAUCGAAGUUUUUCUGACUUUCUGUUGACAGCAAAAUUCGAGAUUAGCCUCGAUAAGGAAGACAUACUUAAUGCUUUCCAAAACGACAUUGUCUUCACCUUUCCAUCAUCGCCGGGCGUUUUGUACCAGCGCCAAAAACCCUCAGAAGACGAUGAACCUUUCUCUGAAGAGAAACAAAGAAGCAAGUUGAAAGGAGGAAAUGAAGACGAUGAUUUAAACAAAUCGAGUAUCAUUAUGUACACGCAAAAGGGUGGAAAGAUUUGCCUGAGUGGGGAUGCUUAUGGUUAUGACAUAGUCGCGAUGCUUCGAAAAGAAGGAGUCAAAGAUUUAGACAUCUUCAAGUUGCCUCAUCAUGGAAGUGCUAACAACAGCAUUUUGGGAAAGGUCUUGCCACCUCCUUGGGCCUUUCAAAAUUUAGCGUCGAUGUUGUUGCUUUCUAUAAGUCUCACAAAGACGAUUUCCUUUGAAGAGAGCCCUGAAGAGGAAAGUAACAUUGAUUCCCUUCGCCAGGAACUGGAAGUAAUCGCUGGCGGUGGAAAUGGAGAAGAACUACAGAUGAUAGCUGAAGUGUUCUUGAAGCAACUUGAAGCACGAGUUAAAAAAGAAAAGCAACAGAUCACCCCCGAUGAGUUGUUAAACAACAUAAAAGAAAAGCACAUCGAGAUAGUGGAAGCCCUUCAGCAACAGUCUGGAGGAAUAGACCCGUGCAAGGAUCUGAGACCUUUAAAAUCCUUAGAAGAUUGGGAUACUCUGAGGAAUGAUGUGGCCAAUACUCCGAUGUCUCACAGGUCCCCAGAUUCAACAAAAGCGCGGAAAGUUAGCAUGUCCCCGUUGGUUGGAAAGGUUAUGGGCGAUGACCCAAUUUACCAAGACUACUUCGCGGGAAAGAUUGGAAUUGAUGCGUUUUUUCAGUCCUUUCAUUCCAAAACGUAUUACGUGUCAGCUGACGAUAAAUAUGGCCAUCCUUCAUCAGACGUCAUCAAGGGGAUCAUAAAGGCUGCUGUUGAAAAGAACAAACCAUGCAGAAUCGUGUUUACUUCUGGGGGAGCCCUUCCAGCUAAGUAUUUGCCAGAUGCUCAACACAAGCAUUACAAGGAAUGGAACAAGCUCGUGUCCCUUUAUUACCUAAAGAGUAAUGUUUCAUUCACUUUGGACCCCAGCAACGACGCCAACGUAGCUCCAAGCGGAACAGCCAAAUUUGCAAGCGAAGACAAAGUACGAAUCGACGUUGCCGCACAACUGAAAAAGAACUUUGGGUUUACAAUUCCACAGCGGUCCUUUCUGCCAACACUUGAUCAGUACUACGUGAAGACAAAGAUUUCCGAUGGUAAGUUUCUCUGGCUUAAAGUAGACAGUGACGGAACGCUUUUCCUAACGUCUACAAAGGGAAACCAAAACGUCCUGGUGGUGUCCAAUGCUCCUUCCAUCAAUGGUGACUUGAGAAUGCUCACGCUCAAGAGCAUCUCCGAAAAUGGCGGUGUAAGGAACGUCUGGCUCGAGAAAGCUAAAAAGGAAGGAUUUCUUUUGAAAGGCGCUGCUGAGGGAGAUUUCCUCUUCGAAGAAAACGGCUUCUUGAAGUCUGGAAACAAGAAUAAAGGCAGUUCCUUUUUCUUUGAGCACAAGACGUUUUCCGGUCAAAUGAAGAGUGGAAAGGAAGUUUCCAUCGUCCAGUUCUUGAAGUCAUUUGGUUACGACGGGGCCGACAGUUCAAUUAAUGUUCGAAGCGUUCUUGAAAUCCUCCUUGGUAUGCCAAACAUGAAACGCCUGAUUGAAGAAUUGCCCAAUGAUUUUAUUGGAAUUGCCAUAUUGGAUCACCAAGUCAAUUUAAACUUGUCCAAAGUAGAACUUUCCUCUUCCGUUGAUUGUGAAGUCGUUUCAAGCCGCAUAGAGGUCAUGGUUUCAACAACUUCCGUGAUGUUCGACAGGCAAAAAGUCACUAAACUAGAAGUUGUGGUGAGAGACCCAUGUUCUACGAACCCAAACCUUCUUCUCCUGAUAUCAACCACCCUCCAUAAUACCAGAUACACUGUCGACUUAAGUGGACAUUUGAAACCGAGAGAACCAUCCGUCGACAUGUACUUGAAUGUGCUUGGAGGUGUGCCAUUGGAGGACCGCAACAACAUGACCCUGGGAACAUUACUUGAACGUGUAAUGGGACUUCUCCCCCUGGAAACUUUGUCAAAGUGCCUCCAAACACAGCUUUUGGCACGCGAGAUGUUUACUUGGAAGGUUGAUCGUGUUCUCUCCACGGUAAACUAUUUCAUCUCCCCAUUGACUGUUGAGGUACUGUCGGGAGACAUGUAUGUCAAUAUCCCACCCGGGAUGAACAGUAUGACCUUUGGGGGUACGGUGACAGUCCAUUUGUCCCGAAUGCACGUCAUUGUCAGUGGCCCGCGAACGUACAAGAGUACCUUCGUCAUAGAGUGCGACGCUAAAAUCGGAUCAAUCUCAGUAAACAUGAAAAUGACACCCUCGUCAACAGGUGUCCCAGAAUUGACCAUCGCCUUUCCUGAAAGUGUCAAUGUAGUUGCUUUGUUCAAAACACUGGGUGUUCCUAGUAGCCUACUUGAGCUAACGGUCCCAUUAGCAAACGAGGUCAUUAAGAACUUGGCAUUGAGCAAACCAAGAAUAUCUGUGGUCCAGGAUGUUCCAAGUUCCAACGUGACCCGGAUUUCUUGCGUGACCUUCGAUUUCUUAUUUGACAUGUUUCCCUCCGUUUUACCAAGCAGUCUUCCCCAACCCCAGGACAGCAAAGCGUCUCUCUCCAUUUUCAAUCCUUUCAGUGGGAAACCUCAAGUCGGAGUUGAAGUCGAAUUCAAUUUGCCAAUUUCCUCAUCGGCAAACCAUUCCUUCUUGAUUUCAAAGUUUUCCUUAUGGCCAGUGGAACAAUCCGAUCAAGAAAUCCAAACAGGUUAUCGUUUCAGCAUUUCAUUGUGGCCCAGCUCGUCUGCGAUAUCGAUGCAAUCAGUCCUUCAAGCUGUUGGUCUGGGAGAGUUGACAGAGUCAAUUGCUGCAUCCUUCCCGUUCAUUCCCUCAGUGCUAACGAACGUCCAGCUUGAUAAAGUCACUCUAGAAGCAAACACCCAAAGUCGGAGUAUCGAUUCCUUGACUUUGUCACUGUUCGUUCCAGAAUUUUCAAUCAUUGAAGGGAAGCUAAGCAUUCAUGAAGCAAAUCUCUGGGUACAGCACGGCGGCGAUCAAUGGUACGCAGAAGCAGAAAUGAAGUUGCUCGUGUUUAACAAGUUUGUGUGCCACGCAGCUUUUUCCUUCCCGAGACCGGAUGUACCUGGAUUACUUAAAUUCCAAAACACCGAAACUUUGUUCACCCUCAAGGAGUUCGUUGCAGGCAUCGGCGUUGCUGUCCCAGACGAUCUUCCUGUCAUCAAAGGAGUUCUUGAUAUAAAAAUUUCUAAAGUUUCUAUUAGCUGUGAAAACGGCGUCGACGGUGAGUCCUUCAAAGUAACCAAAGUGGUAACUGUGUUGGAGAAGCGAACCUUAACAGUUGGACCUCUUAAGCUUUAUAAUCUGGAGCUGGAAGUUUGCUACGCCAAUAUAACACAGCAAUCAUCAGUGUCAUUUUCACUUCAAGGAUAUCUCAAUCCUAAGACACACGCAUCUUUGGCCUUUGAUGCAGAACAAAGAGAACUGCUUGGACGCUACGUCUUCACGGCAAACACUUCCUCAAGUGACUGCUUGAAUGAGUUGUUUCAUGACGAAAUGGACGAUUUUUCCAGCAACAAUGCCUUUGACCAGGUGAAGUCUCUGCAUGUUCAGGACGUUAAAGUCGCCCUCAGUUUUCCACGCGAGAAGGACUGGAGCCUAACAGAAUUCGUUUUAAGUAUGGAAGGUACCCUCUCCUUAGGACCGUUUAACCUCAAGCAACUUCGUCUCCAUUACAUCAAAGACCAAGCUGAUGAAGCUAAACAACGUAUUUCAGUUGUCGGUCAUUUCAAAAGUGAUGAUCAACUGCUGAGUUUCACCAUGGAACUUUCUUGUACAGGCCAGCAGUCAAAGAGUAUUGCGUUUGAAGCAGCCGUCAGGCCAGAUUCUCCCGGAGGAGUGACGCUUUCAUCCCUGCUAGAGCUGAUUGGAUUGAAGAAUCCUGAAGUUCCUCAAGUUGAUGGAUCUCCCGACUUCCUUGACAUUGAAUUGAAGGAGGCGUUUCUUCGAUUUGAGGUCUCACCAUUUCGGAUUCGGAAGGUAGAUGUAGUCAUCCAGACGACAGAAACGUUGACAAUCCUUGAGAAACCCCUUAUUCAACUUCACGAAGUAAGACUAGAAUACCAUUUAGACGACACAAACGACUCUGCGGAAACUCAAAUUUUCAUCGCGGGAGGUUUCACCCUUGUAACACUUCGGUUGGAUAUCACACUCAAGACGAACGUUGGAAAUCGAGGAUUGACACUGGAAGGUCGUUUGCAGGGUACAAAGAACACAGACAACCUCGAUUUUGAACAAGCGGCCAAACAACUUUCUCCAAACGUACCUUUCAGCCUGCCUAAGAAUGUGGCAUUAAGCUGGUUUCUUUUGAGGCUCGACAGAAAUGAAGACACAGUUUCUCUUGAAUUGGAGGGUGAUUCGCCCAUGAACUGGUCGAUUGAUGCAGGUUUCAGUACCAUCACAGUUGAAAACCUUGGUGGCAAGCUGAAGUUUGAAAAACACCGAACGUCCGAUGAGUGGACUGGUUUCGUAUGCCUGACUGGCGAGGUACUUUUACUUGAGUCUGUUGCUGCGGCUGUAGAUGUCUACCACGACAGCAAAGGGGAAACCCUUGUAAGGGGAACUGUGCGUCAGCCAGAGAAAAUCGAUCUUCAAGUCAUGACUCAGAAAUUUGGAGCUAGUUCAGAUUCUUCGAAAUCUUGGAAUAGACUUGUUCCUCACGAGACGGAGUCUUCGGUACGCUCACCAAAGUUCAACAGUGCAUCUUUGUUUAUAAAUUUUUCUAGAAAAUCACUGUUGUUCUAUGGAGAUGUAGCGGGAUUUGGCUCAGGAUUGUUGAUUGUCAAGAAGACAAAUGACAGUGAGAAUUCCCCUGAAUAUGGCUUUCUCUUCGGCCUUAGCCUCGGAAGAGAUUUCAAAUUUGCCUCACUCAACGGAAGUCUCGGUGUUGUUGAUGAGAUUCUCUCGGUACAGCAGGCCAAUUUGUCCGUAAUUUCGAUGGAUCACGUGACAGUCGAAGAAAUGUGUAAGGACUUCUCCAAACUUCAAGGAAUAGGACUCAAACAGCAAGAAGUCGAUGUGCCGUUCAGCGACCUAGACAUCCAAGCCAUUUAAAGACUACAAGUGAAACCU